This is a messenger RNA of Gossypium raimondii (Peruvian cotton), 1008 nucleotides long. Its product is annotated as CRIB domain-containing protein RIC10. The record is from RefSeq and is a predicted model, not a curated record. NCBI's taxonomy places the organism in Eukaryota, Viridiplantae, Streptophyta, Magnoliopsida, Malvales, Malvaceae. The coding region runs from base 427 to 816 and encodes 129 amino acids. The transcript has 5 exons.
UCAUUGUUGCCUUAAAAACACAUAAUCAAAAACCUGAGUUCCGCAUUUUACUCGAUUCUCUGUUGUUUCUAAUCUCGUCUUUCAAAUCCCAAUUAUCUCACCUUUCACACCUUCUCAUUCUUCUUCAUUUCAUGGUCAUCAUUCAUUUCCUUCCAUUUUCUUUUAAAAAAGCAUCAUUGGUCUCUAUCUGUUUGAUUUUUUUUCCUCUUAGACCUUCCCUUCUUUGCAUCUUUUUGCCCAUUCAUCAAUACCAUUAGUAAACAACAUGAACAAUGGAACCUUGCAUCAAUGCUUGGAGGAGAUUAAGGAAUAGUUGCUUCUCUCUUGAAUCUUAUAGCUAUCAUCAACGUGCUCUAUAGGCAAAAACAUAAUCUCUCUCACAUUUAUUUGAAAACGGCUGUUCCAUUGUGUUCUUAGUCCAUUAUCAUGUCUACCAAGUCCAAGAUCAAAGGGAUCUACAAAAGUUUCAAAUACAUUUCUCAACUCUUUGUUGUGAAGGAGAGAGAGAUGGAAAUUGGGUACCCCACAGAUGUUAAACAUGUAGCACAUAUUGGCUGGGAUGGCCCUCCUGGCAGUGGCACUGCACCAAGUUGGAUGAAUGAAUUCAAGACAGUCCCUGAUUUCACAACAACAUCAAUAGAUUUUGGACAAUCCAUGGGAUCCCAACCUGCAACAGAGAUCAUAAGGAACCUGUCAGCCAAGGACAUGCCAAAUGUUCCCAAGAAACAAAAAUGGAAAAAGAAGAGCAGUUCAUCAAAAUCUUCACUAAAGGCUACAUACACUCAACUGGGUUCAUCAACAGACUUUGAAGCUUAGAAAAUCAACAUCAUGCAACAUUGUGGAUUUUGAUUUUCAAACAACUGAUUCAAGGUAUAUUCAUGGAGAUAACAAAGUAAGUUGUAGGAACUUAAAAAGCAAAUGCUUGUGUAAAUUAGAUUUUCAUAUGUUAAUUUUAUGAACAUAAGGAAUGAUUACGGUCCAAAAAGGGUAUGAAGAUGUUUUGGCUUA